This is a messenger RNA of Oreochromis niloticus (Nile tilapia), 2916 nucleotides long. It is a transcript of the gene nell2a, whose product is annotated as neural EGFL like 2a. Gene Ontology annotation, cellular component: cytoplasm. The record is from RefSeq and is a predicted model, not a curated record. Gene Ontology annotation, molecular function: calcium ion binding; protein kinase C binding; heparin binding. Bases 412 to 2853 code for a protein of 813 amino acids. The transcript has 20 exons. Lineage: Eukaryota; Metazoa; Chordata; Actinopteri; Cichliformes; Cichlidae.
UCCUCUCUCCGUCUGCACUCCUUCAGCGCACACAGCUCGUUCUCACUGCUGUAGGAGCGUCUGUUGAGCUGCCGAGGCAGAGCAGCUCGCUUUGUCCGUCCUCUGUCAGCCACCUGUGCCGCGGAUGAUGCGGAUGGAGCAGACCCUGUGUUACAUGGAAUAAUUUCAGCAUCAUAACUGUGUUUUUUCCUCCCCCUCUUCCGGAUUUGCUUCUCUCCCGUUUUUUUAAAAAAAAAAUUCGCAUCACUGGGCAUCUAAAGUUGUGAUGAUGCCUCCGCUCAGCAUUUGGGAUUGGUAACAGCCUCCCGUGCGAGGGUGAUACAUCAUUCGCAUGUGAUUGAAGAACGCUAUCUCUCUGAAGUGGACAAAACAUGGACUAAUUUUGCUUUUGGUUUUUUUUAUACAUUCACCAUGAGAUUAUUACAGCUGUUUCUGAUUUCCGGUGUAUUUUUCGUCUCCUCAGUUAUAGGUUUUGGGGUUGACCCUGCCCUGCGCAUCAGCGUAUUUGAUGAACUAACGCUUGGAGAAGGCUUUGAUGGAGUUACUCAGGUCCAGGGCUUCCACAGCGAGUCUAGAGCUUUCCACUUCCAAGGGUCCUCCAGGGAAGUAAAAGCUCCCGUGGAGGUCUCAGAGCAAAUGGUCCAUAAGCUAAGAGGCAAGAAUGAGUUUACUGUGUUGGUGACCCUCAAGCAGGAUCACCUGAACUCUGGGGUGAUCCUCUCCAUCCAUCAUUCUGAACACAGGUUCCUGGAGCUUGAGAGCAGCGGCCAACGGAGUGAAGUGCGCCUUCAUUAUCGCACCAAAGGGCAGCAGGAUCACACGGAGGUGUUCCCUUACAGCCUGGCUGACGACCAGUGGCACAAGGUCUCUGUCGCCGUCAGCGCAUCUCACGUCAUACUACAUGUGGACUGUAACAGGAUCUAUGAGCGGGUGGUGGAACCUCCCUACAUGGAUAUACCCGAGGAUACUUCCUUUUGGCUCGGACAAAGAAACGCUGCUCAUGGCUUCUUCAAGGGAGUGAUGCAGGACGUGGAGAUCCUGGUGAUGCCACAGGGUUACAUCUCACAGUGUCCAGACCUUAACAGAACAUGUCCAACCUGCAAUGAUUUCCAUGGACUAGUGCAGAAAAUCAUGGAGCUACAGGAUAUACUUGCAAAAACAUCCAGCAAGCUGUCCAGGGCGGAGGAGAAGAUGAAUGGGCUGGAUGGCUGCUAUUGUGAGAGAACCUGCAGCGUCAAGGGGGUCGUCUACAGGGAGGAUGAAAGCUGGACAGAUGGCUGCAGGAAUUGCACAUGCACGAAUGGCACGGUGCAAUGUGAGGCCAUCUCCUGCCCUCCCCCUCAGUGCCCGGCGGGCACAGCGCCUGCCUACGUAAAGGGUGCCUGCUGCAAGGAGUGCCAGCCUGUCUGCUUAUUUGGUGGAAGAGAAUUGGUGGAAGGAGAUCAGAAAGCUGUACGUGACUCUGCUGGCAGGUGCCUGCUGUUUGAAUGCAGGGACAGGACCAUGCAUCGAGUGGUCCCCAGUGAGCCUUGUCCCGAACUCAACUGUCCGGAGUCGGAGCAGAUUGCUUUGAGUGGCAGAUGCUGUAAAGUCUGCAGAGGUCAUGACUUCUGCUCAGAGGGCAACGGCUGCAUGGAGAACUCUGACUGUGUGAACCUGGAGGCAGGAGACUGCUGUGUUUGUAAGGAUGGCUUCCGCCCACUGCGAGAUGAUAAUGCCUACUGUGAAGAUAUUGAUGAGUGCGCUGAAGGGAAGCACUACUGCAGGGAGAACACCAUGUGCGUUAACACCCCCGGUUCCUUUAUGUGCAUCUGCCAUACGGGCUACAUCAGGAUCGAUGACUAUUCCUGCACAGAACAUGACGAGUGCCUCAGCGGACUCCACAACUGCGAUGAGAAUGCCUUGUGCUUCAACAUGGUCGGAGGCCACAGCUGCUCCUGUAAGCCAGGCUACACGGGCAAUGGGACAGUCUGCAAAGCAAUGUGUGACGGAUUGUGCCAGAAUGGGGGAACCUGCGUUUCACCUAACAACUGUGUUUGCCAGCAAGGAUUUACUGGGAAGAGAUGUGAAACAGAUAUUGAUGAGUGUGCGGACGGCUUUGUCGAGUGCGACAGUAAAUCCACUUGUGUCAACUUGCCCGGCUGGUAUCACUGUGAGUGCCGGGAUGGGUACCAUGACAACGGCCUGUUUUCCGCCAAUGGGGAAUCAUGUGUAGAUAUUAAUGAAUGCAAGACAGGAAGGAACACCUGUGCCAACGACACAGUGUGCUUCAACCUGGAAGGAGGCUAUGACUGUCGGUGCCCCCACGGGCACAACUGCACCGGCGACUGUAUCCAUGACAACAAGGUCAAGCACAGCGGGCAAAUCUGGGUGCUGGACAGCGAUAGGUGCUCGGUGUGCUCCUGCCAGGCCGGCCAAGUGAUGUGCCGCAGGAUGGUGUGCGACUGCGACAAUCCCAACGCCGACCUGUUCUGCUGCCCUGAGUGCGACCCUCGACUGAGCAGCCAGUGUCUGCAUCAAAACGGCCUGCUCACCUACGGCAGCGGGGACACGUGGGUGGAGAACUGCCAGCAGUGUCAGUGCCUGCAGGGGCAGGUGGAUUGCUGGCCUCUGCCGUGCCCGCCUGUGGACUGCGAGUUUACUGUGGUGCCCGAGGGCGAGUGCUGUCCCCGCUGUGUCACCGACCCCUGCCAGGCCGACACCAUCCGCAACGACAUCACCAAGACAUGUACGGACGAGCACAACAUCUCACGCUUCAGCGGCUCCUCCUGGAUUAAACAUGGCACAGAGUGCACUCUGUGCCAGUGCAAGAAUGGACACAUCUGUUGCUCAGUGGAUCCCAUGUGCCUUUAGUCCUGGCAGAUCUGAAGGCACCUGUACAGUGUUCUCCAUGUAAAAAAAAUACAAAAAAAUACA